AUGCGGAAAAGGUUGCGCCGCCGCGGGCUUCUUGCGAGAACUUUACGUACCGGUAAUCGUAGCUCGUUGCAUUAUAAAAGAUAUAAGAGCUCGUCUGUGUUGACCGCGAACGAAAGAGUCCUCGGGGAACCUCGAAACUAUAUCGAGAAGCGGAUACCACGUAAAGAGAGUGUUAUUGGUCUUCGACCUGCCUACAAGUGCAUUCACAAACAUUUGCAACAAACAGAGGUCUUUCAAAGGAAAACGAAGAAAUUGUUACGUAAGGAGCUGCUAGAGGUGGAGAUAAUGAACAGCAAAAUAACGUGCCUUGAGAAAUUAUUAAGACCUGAAGAACAAUGCGAAUGGCGACGAAGCAGGUCACCCAGGAUUUACUAUCGUGCGAUCGGUGUUACGUCGAAAUAAUAUUGCAACGAUCGAAAAUAAAAAAAAAAAAUUUAAUGGAAAAAAGAAAAACAGGAAAUAGCAUCGUCUAUCUGGUCGCUUUUAAACAAUGAAAUCGCAAACAGCACUUGGUGACGUAUGCAAUAAUAGAAACAAUAGAGAGAACGACGACGCUCGGUUUACAACAAUAACCCCAGUUCACUCGUGGUUAAGGAUUCCACUUGCUACCAUAAAUCUCUGACCGGUUUAUCAUCCUUCUGGAUGUA
Molecule: messenger RNA, 647 nt
Organism: Vespa velutina
Lineage: Eukaryota; Metazoa; Arthropoda; Insecta; Hymenoptera; Vespidae
Exons: 8
Coding region: 1-402 (133 amino acids)
Source: RefSeq, a predicted model, not a curated record